Messenger RNA from Arabidopsis lyrata subsp. lyrata, 686 nucleotides. RefSeq lists its product as uncharacterized. The record is from RefSeq and is a predicted model, not a curated record. The coding region runs from base 45 to 584 and encodes 179 amino acids. The transcript has a single exon. Lineage: Eukaryota; Viridiplantae; Streptophyta; Magnoliopsida; Brassicales; Brassicaceae. Gene Ontology annotation, molecular function: enzyme inhibitor activity.
UCUUAUAAAAGGAACAAAAAGACAAAAACACAUCUAGAAUCAAUAUGGGUUUUCUUCAACGAAUCUCUUUGAUGAUCACAUCUUUGAUCAUCCUCCACACAAUCCCAUCGACCACAUCGACCCCAAUCACACCAGACGCCCCAACAAUGAUUCUAAUCGAUAGCAUAUGCGUCAACACCAGGAACAUGUAUUUUUGUGAGCAAACAAUCAUCUCGAAACUCGAUAACCCCCACACAGACAUCAAGAUCAUAUCGAAAAUCGCAGCGUUCAACGCAGUGUACAUCACCACAACAGCAGGUAAUCUCAUUAGAGAUGAAUUUAUUCCCAAAGCAGAGAAUCCUCUUGUCAAGACCCAACUUGUUCAUUGCCAGGCAACGUACAGAGCUGUACAAAAGCUUCUCGAAGGUGCUUAUAUGGCACACUUACGCGGUGAUUAUUCGGAUAUGAGACACUAUCAAUCAAGUGUGCUUGGUAUGCUAGAUAGCUGUAAAACAGAUUUUGAUCAUAUGGUGCGUACAAAUUGGUGGGUUAGGUUAACGAUCAAUAUCUCUUUAUUAGCAACUCGUCAGCUCCCUGGAAAAUAAUAUACUGUGAUUUUCGGAAAUUUUCAAUAAUUUAAGUCUAAAUUAUUGCUUUUCAGUAUUAUUUAAGUGAUAAUUCGGUGAAGCAUAAUAUAAAAGUUACAU